Molecule: messenger RNA, 1287 nt
Organism: Tarenaya hassleriana
Lineage: Eukaryota; Viridiplantae; Streptophyta; Magnoliopsida; Brassicales; Cleomaceae
Product: GLABROUS1 enhancer-binding protein-like
Exons: 1
Coding region: 1-1287 (428 amino acids)
Biological process (GO): regulation of DNA-templated transcription
Cellular component (GO): nucleus
Source: RefSeq, a predicted model, not a curated record
AUGGCACCGAAGCGGCCUGAUCCCGUCGAGAGCCCCCCUGCUGCGUCUUCAAGUGAAGACGAAGAUGAAGUAGAGUCUUCAUCUGAGGAAGAGACGGAUCAGGACGAGAAGAAAGAGGGGCUAGCUUCCGAUGACGAAGUCGACCCUCCGGUGAAGAAGAGGCCGGAGGCUACAGCUCCGGUGGCGGCGAGGAAUCUGAAUCGGAAGCCGGAAGCUUCGGAGUCUGAAUCCGAGUCCGGUUCUCAGACGGAGUCUGAGUCGGAAUCUGAGCCUGAGAGAAUCACCAACGAUGCUGUGAAGCCUCUCGCUACCAAACCAACGCGAGAACCUAACAAACCCAGAUCGGAUGUUGUAGAUUUGCCGGCGAAUCCCGCGGCCAAGCGCCCCUCGACGGAGCUGGGGAAAGAGGGCAAGGUAUCGAAGCCAAUGGGUUUGCCGGCGAAUUCCGCAGCCAAGCGCCCCUCGACGGAGAUGGGGAAAGAGGGUAACGCAUCAAAGAGGGCGAAGAAGAUGGAAGACGUGAAAAAGCCCGAUGACAGUGAGAGUAAGAAAACGGGAGAGGAUUCCAAGAAGCAGCUGUUUCAGAGAUUAUUUAGUGAAGAGGAUGAGAUCGCUUUACUACGAGGUAUGCUCGAAUUCACAGCUAAUAAUGGAGACCCCUAUGAUCAUACGGAUGCAUUCUGUGAAUUCGUGAAGAAAUCUAUCAAUUUUAACGCUACUAGAGCUCAGCUAUUUGAUAAGAUUAGGAGAUUGAGGAAGAAGUUUGAGAAAUCGGUCAAGAAGUCAGUUAAGAUGGGGAAGAACGGAGAAGACCGUGUUUAUUCAAAGGCCCAUGAUCAAAAGGCCUUUGAUUUGUGGAAGAAAAUAUGGGGUAGCGAUGGAGCUCUGCAAUCUGCGCAGAAAUCAGCCAAGUCGAAGAAGAAUCAGGGAGGGAGCUCCAAAGCUCGGGUUGUUCUUGCUUCACCUAAGAGGGGAGAGGCGAAAAUGGAAGAAGAUAAAGAGGUUGUGAGUAAUUUUGCUCCCGUAGGUUGCAAGAACAUGGGUAUUACAGGCAGAGAUAUGGCAUCUUUGUUGAAAAUGGAGAACGAUGACGGAUUUAAUGAGCUUGCAGUGAUGGAAGGUUGGGAUAUGGUUGAUGGAGCAAAGAAGAGAGAAUUAGAGGAGAAGUGGAAGAAGAUCCGGGCUGGUCAGAUGGAACUGCUUUUGCAGCGGAAUGAGUUCAUUGGCGAGGCGGCGAGGCUGAUAUUCGAGGCAGUGAAGGCAAACGUGGCUGGUUUUGGCCAUUAG